This is a messenger RNA of Exophiala xenobiotica, 1170 nucleotides long. RefSeq lists its product as uncharacterized. Lineage: Eukaryota; Fungi; Ascomycota; Eurotiomycetes; Chaetothyriales; Herpotrichiellaceae. The coding region runs from base 1 to 1170 and encodes 389 amino acids. The record is from RefSeq and is a predicted model, not a curated record. The transcript has a single exon.
AUGCAUUUCACAUCCAGCUUCUUCGCGGCUGCCGCAUUGCUCUCGGCCGCGAAUGCCGUCCCCGUCGCUCAGAACUGGGGUGAUUGGGCAGGCCAAGGCUCAGAUGGCUCUGCGUCCAGCAGCACUCCCGCACCGACUCCAGCCGGCCCCCCUGCGCCUCUCAAGUCUGGCAACCCCUUCAGCUUCCCUCUCUCCAAUGGCUUUCCCAACCUGAGUGAUGCGGCGCUUAACGCCACAGAAAUCCAAGCUCACGGCACCGAGCCCAACGGCGCAGCCCCUGUCGGCCUUGCUGCCGACGACCUCACCAGCUUCCGCCUGAUCGCCUUCAACGAGCUCUUCGAAGUUGCCUUCUUCACCGACCUCUUGUUCAACCUCACAGAGAACGUGUCCGGCUUCGAGAUCAAGGACAAGAACACGCGCCAACUCGUCAUCAACGCCAUCACCGCCAUCCAAGCGCAGGAAGAACUCCACGCCGACAACGCCAACGCCAUCCUGAAAGCCAACGGCCAAGAACCCAUCCAGCCAUGCCAGUACCAAUUCCCGUCUGCCACGCUUGCCGACGCCCUCGCCUUCGCCAAGACCUUCACCGACGUCGUCAUGGGCACACUCCAGGACGUCCAAUUGCACCUUGCCAACAACAAUGAUGACGGCGUCGUGCCCGUCAUCGGCUCCGUCAUCGGUCAAGAGGGCGAACAGACCGGCUUCUUCAGAUACUUCGGCGGCCUUGUGCCCAGUGAGCUGCCCUUCCUCACCCGGUCGACCCGUGAAUUCGCCUUCUCCGUGCUCAACCAAGCCGUCGUCGUCCCCGGGACCUGCCCGAACGCGAACCUGAUCGACCUGCCAAUUUUCCUGCCGUUGACCGUCAACACCGCGCCCAUCAAGGCCCAGGACCAGACUCUCUCGUUCAGCGUCAGCGUCGACAAAUCAUCUCCGCCUUCCGGUCUGAGCUUGGUCUACAUCAACAGCCAGAACGUGCCCAUCGUGGAGACGAUCGAGAAUGUCAAGGUCAGCAAUGGAGUGGCUACCUUCGACGUUUUCUUCCCGUACAACGAGUUCCUGCUCAACGGUCUCACCAUCGCCGCCUUGACAACAAGCGCCGGCCCCUUCACGAAUGCUGAGGACGUCGCCAAGGUCACGAUUGCAGGACCAGGUCUGAUCGAGAUCAUGUAA